GACGAACCAGAAGGACAAACCCAGUGCGGACACGACAGAGCAGCUGGGCAUUGUAGGCUUUCAGUCUUCCCCAACACACCUUGGCAAGCUAGAUUUUGCUUCCCGAGGGCUUGCCAAGGCCGGCGUGCCUUUUGCCCCUCUUGUUUUGACUGACUCGACCUGAUCUGAACGUCGAGCUCCACCCUUCCAAGUUCCUGCCGCCAUGGCGUCUGCCCCUGUGCUUGCCCGUGCUUGGGCGCGACCCAGCGCACAUUUCCUGCGGCCACUGAGUCGAACGCUUGCCUCAAGCCGCCCCAUCUCUCAAGGCGCCCAGGCUGCCGUGGCAAACGAUGCCUCGACACAAGGCCCCUCAUUCAAGUUUGAGGACUUGAACCCCCACUUGGUGGCGGCCGAGUAUGCUGUCCGUGGGCUUUUGCCUCAGCGUGCGGCCCAAAUUGCGCAGGAGCUGCAGCAGGGCGCUACCAAUUAUCCCUUUGAUGAGGUCAUUUUCGCCAACAUUGGCAACCCACAGGCCUUGGCACAACCGCCCAUCACCUUUUUCCGCCAAGUCUUGUCGUUGAUGGAGAACGAAAACAUGCUUCUGGACAUGGCCAACUUCCCUCACGUGGCUGCCCUCUACCCGGCCGAUGUCAUUGCGCGUGCCAAAGAUUACAUCAGGGCGGGUGCCGACAUUGGUGCUUAUUCUGCCUCCCAGGGCGUGCCCCUGGUGCGCGAGCAAGUGGCCGGGUACCUUGAGCGUCGUGACGGCGUCCCUGCCGACCCAAGUGACAUUUUUCUGACUGCCGGCGCUUCGGAAGGCAUUAGCAAUCUUCUCGGUGCCAUCAUCGCCAAUCCCUCUGUGGGAAUUAUGAUUCCGAUUCCACAAUAUCCACUGUACAGCGCCACCAUUACUCUUUGCAACGGCAAGCCCGUCAAGUACUAUCUGGAUGAGGAGGCUGGCUGGACUCUCAAUGCCGAUGAGCUCAAGCGUCAGCUGGACGAGGCUCGGGCCGCUGGCACCGAUGUGCGCGCGCUCUGUGUGAUUAACCCUGGCAACCCAACCGGUCAAGUGCUCACCGAAGACGUGAUGCGCGAGGUGGUGCAAUUUUGCCGUCGUGAGCGUUUGGUGCUGCUGGCCGAUGAGGUGUACCAGGCCAACACCUAUCAAGAUCACCUUCCCUUCCAUUCCUUCAAAAAAGUCGUAGCCAGCAUGCCCGACUGCCGUGAUACCGUCGAGCUGGCUUCUUUCCAUAGCCUGAGCAAGGGCAUGAUUGGCGAGUGCGGUCGCCGUGGUGGCUUCAUGGAGUUGAUCAAUUUUGAUCCGUUGGUGCGCGAGCAGCUCUUGAAGCGGGCUUCCAUCAACCUCUGCUGCAACGUGGCCGGUCAGGUCAUGACCGGCAUGAUGUGCGAGCCGCCAGCCGUGGGUGAACCCUCCUAUGACCUCUAUCACCACGAAAUGGAGAGCCUUUAUACUUCCCUUCGCCGUCGUGCCCUCAUUUUGGCCGAUGCCUUCAACGACAUGGACGGCAUUGAGUGCGGCCAACCUCAGGGUGCCAUGUACUUGUUUCCGCGCAUUUAUUUGUCCGACAAGGCCAUUGCCGCGGCUCAGGAGCGCAAGCUGGCACCUGACACCUUCUACUGCCUGCAGCUGUUGGAGCGCACUGGUUUCUGUGUGGUUCCUGGUAGUGGCUUCGACCAAUAUCCAGGUACCUUUCACUUCCGCUGCACCUUCUUGCCUCAGGAGGAGAAGAUUGCCAGCUUGGUUCACAGCAUCCAGGAGUUCCAGCGCGACUGGGUUGAGGAGUACGGGCUUCCCUCGAUGGCUUGAGGCGGGCAUAGUUGCUUGCCACCUUAGAUUAACUGCCUCGCUGAACGGCUGCCCCUUGCCUUUUUCUCGUGAUUGUGCUUCGUCUGUCUUUUAUGGUCCCGCGGUAUCAGCGGGUUUGUGCAUGUUUUCCGGUUCACUCUGGUAAAAAUUCAAUUUUUUCACUCU
Molecule: messenger RNA, 1972 nt
Organism: Monosiga brevicollis MX1
Lineage: Eukaryota; Choanoflagellata; Craspedida; Salpingoecidae
Exons: 9
Coding region: 203-1807 (534 amino acids)
Biological process (GO): biosynthetic process
Molecular function (GO): pyridoxal phosphate binding; L-alanine:2-oxoglutarate transaminase activity
Source: RefSeq, a predicted model, not a curated record